This is a messenger RNA of Pogoniulus pusillus (Red-fronted tinkerbird), 3464 nucleotides long. RefSeq names its product immunoglobulin superfamily containing leucine-rich repeat protein-like. Gene Ontology annotation, molecular function: protein binding. The transcript is spliced from 2 exons. The record is from RefSeq and is a predicted model, not a curated record. Bases 286 to 1542 code for a protein of 418 amino acids. NCBI's taxonomy places the organism in Eukaryota, Metazoa, Chordata, Aves, Piciformes, Lybiidae.
UCCAGGGGGGAGGCGAGAGGGUGGAGGAAGGGCCCCCGCAGCAGCUUUCCAGCGGCAGGAGCGGGUCCGGUGCCAUGGAAAACAACGGGGAGGAAAAAAAAAAGGCCAAAGCCCGAGGGACGGGGAGGGGAGGAGAAGCCCGACCAGGGCUGAGGGAACCACAGAUCCCAUUUUCCUAAACCCUUUUCCCCCUCCUUUCCAUCCCCCCCCCCCUCCUACCGCAGGCAAUUCCAGAGGAGCGGCUGCCGUCGGGGCUCCGAUCCCCCCGAAGCUGCCGCAGGAAGGAUGAGGCCCCUGCUCUGCUGCCUGGGGCUGACAAUGCUCCUUGGGUCCUGCCUGGCUUGUCCCACAGCCUGCUCCUGCUCCCUCAAGAAGAACGGGAGGCUGUUGGCUGAGUGUGCCUAUAAGGAUCUCCAGGAGGUGCCCCAGGGGCUGUCCUCUAACGUCACCAUCCUCACUUUGUCAGCCAACAGGAUCAGUCGGCUGGGGCAAGGCUCCUUCGCCGAGGUUCCCGAGGUGCAGUCGCUGUGGUUGGGCUACAACCAGAUCGGGCUGGUGGAACCUGGAGCUUUCGCCUCCUUGGUGCACCUGAAGAACCUGGACCUGAGCCACAACAAGAUCUCAGCCUUCCCUUGGCAGGACCUCCGGAACCUCAGCGGGCUGCAGAUCCUGAAGCUGAACAACAACCGCCUGGGGGGGCUGCCCCGGGAUGCUUUCCCUUCCCUGAAGGACUUACGCUCCCUCUGGCUCAACGACAACGAGCUGACCACUCUGGCCGAGGGCACCUUCGACAGCCUGCCCUCCCUCUCCCAGCUGCAGCUCUUCAACAACCCUUUCAACUGCUCCUGCAAAGUCUUCUGGCUGAAGAAGUGGACCGAGAACACCUCCGUCUCCAUCACCAAGGGAGGCUCCACCUUGUGCGCGGCUCCCGGCAGGCUGAAAGGCAGGGCUGUGACGGACAUCCCCGACCAUCACUGCGUGGCACCUUCGGCUCAGCUCACCUACCUCUCCAACCCGGGCAACGCCGUCCCUUACGACGGCUUGACGCUGAGCUUGCACUGCAGCGUGGCCGGCAGCCCUCCGCCGGAGAUCAGGUGGAAGAUUCACACCUCCGCCUCCCGCCGCCGCCUGGAGAUCAGCGGCCCCAACGUGGCCAGGGAUGGCAACGGCAAGCAGAGCCCGGAGCGUUUCUUGGUCUUCAAGAACGGCACCAUGGCCAUCCCCAAGUUCAGCAAGGAGGAUGAGGGCAUCUACACCUGCUUGGCCGUCAACGAUGUGGGCAGCCGAGAAGUCUCGGUCAACGUAGCUUUGGCAGGCUCGGAGAACCCGGCUGAAGAUUGGCUGAGGGAUGAACCCCAGGCCAGCCACCUCGGGGGGGGGAGCUGUUCCAAAGGGGAUGAAAUGGAUCCCUCUGGCGCCGGGGAGAAGCUGGUGAUCGUUUAUCACAUGCCCAAGGGUUCCAAGAGCAGGGCUGGGGGAGCGGUGCCCCAGCUGCGCCUGGGGACCCUGCUGUUGGCUCUGGGCGUUGCAGUCUGCUGGUAAAGGAGGGGGGGGGGCCCCCCAACACACUGCCACCUUCUUUCUGUAGCGUUUAUCUUCAAGUAGUGCCAUGCCUUUGCUGAGCUUCUGGGAGCUGUGGGCAGUGGAAGGGGCCCAGGGGCUGGGGGUUCAAGCCCCUCGCUUAGAUGAGGGUCAGGGCUGGGCUCGCCAGCGGAGAGCUUCCAAGCGGCUCAGAGCAGAGCCUCCAGGUGGCCACAGCUGCCACCUCCUGGCUUCUCUCCUUUCUGAGACCGAAGUGCAGCUGCAGGGUUCAAGUCCACCCUCGACGGGGUGACCUCACCUAUCCCCAGAGCCCACCUCCGUGAGCCCUCCUCUCCCCGAGGCAGCCGGCAGGGAGCUCUCUCAGAGAGGAUCCUGCCCAUCCAAAGGCACCAGAGAUGACAGUCCCAGCGCCCAGCCCCUUGGCCAGGGGCAUCCUUCCUGCCACCAACCUCACUUGAAGCACCAGCAGCAGUAGGACCAGCUAGAGUGUGAGAAGAGCCCACGGGUCCCAGGGCAGGUGGCUCUGGGGGUGGGGGGCAGAGAUCAGGUGGUGCUCUGCAAGUAGGAGGAGUGCAGUAGGAGAUGUUGGAUGGAGGCACAGGCUUGGGUGAGGCCAUUUUUGUGGGGCAGAAGGAGGCUUUCCACAGGCUUCAUCCCUGCAGGAGCACAAAGGGCUCCUGCUGGCCUGGGUGCUAGGAGCAGGGAGGGUACCUGCACCCUCCCUGCAUGUUGCAAGGUCAGGCCCCACCACCCUCAGUGCCUCUUCCAGAUGGCAUUCAGCUGAUUCCCCUUCCCCUUCCCUUCCCUUCCCUUCCCUUCCCUUCCCUUCCCUUCCCUUCCCUUCCCCUUCCCCUUCCCCUUCCCCUUCCCCUUCCCCUUCCCCUUCCCCUUCCCCUUCCCCUUCCCCUUUCCCUUUCCCUUUCCCUUUCCCUUUCCCUUCCACUUUCCCCUUCUCCACCCCUUUCCCUUCCCCUCACCCCUCUCUUUCUCUUUUCCCUUCCCCCUUCUCUUCCCCUUUCCCUUUCCCUUGCCUCCCUUUCCCUUUUCCCUUUCCUUCCCCCUUUCCCUUUCCAUUUUCCAACCCCCUUUCCCCUUCCCUUUUCCCUUCCCAUUCCCCUUUCCCUUUGCUUCCUCUUUUCCCUUCCCUUUCCCCUUCCUCUUUCCCUUUACCCCUCCCUUCCCCUUUUCCCUUUCCCUUCCCUUCAUAUUUUCCCUUUCCCAUUUCCCUUCCCCUUCCCCUUUCCCUUCCCUUCAUAUUUUCCCUUUCCCAUUUCCCUUCCCCUUCCCCUUUCUCUUCCCUUCAUAUUUUCCCUUUCCCCUUUCCCUUUUCCUCCUUCCCUUUCCCCUUUCCCUUUUCCCCCUUCCCUUUCUCCUUUCCCUUUCCCCCCUUCCCUUUCCCUUUCUCAUUUCCCAUCCCUUUCCCUCCUUCCCUUCCCCUUUUCCCUUCCCCAUUCCCUGAAGCCUGCAGUCCAAAGCACUCUGCUGGGCUGGUCCCACUGAGCUGCCCUGCUCCAGGCUGGACCCCAGCAGGGAGGGACUGAACCCAAAAGGAUUUCUCUGCUGGGAAAGCCAGUGGAGGCUGUGGGAUGGAGCAGGGGAAGGAAGGGCUGGGGAAACCCAGCAGCCAGGCAGGAGCUGAGCUGACUCACAAGCCUUAGACAUGCUCCUUAAACGCUUCAGCAUCCCCACGCAGGACACUUGACUGCCCCAGGCUGCUGGGGGACCCCUUGGCUCACGGUGGAGGCAUUGAGCAUCUUCACCUCCCCCACCCCCAGCAGUCUGGGGCUGGUUCCUUCUCUCAGUGCUUGCCUGCAGGAUCCAUCGGGAUCUAUCCCUCCCCUCACCCCCGGCCCUGCAGCUACCCUCUCCUCGUCGCCAGUGCUGCACCCACGGCAAUAAAGAGCUUUUGUUGGGUUUCUAAA